UCACAGGGUCCCUGUCAUUAAACUAUCAGAGUCAGUCAGUGACUUAGUUAGUCAGUCAGUCAGUCAGUUAGUCAGUCAGUCAGUCACUUAGUUAGUUAGUUAGUUAGAUAGUGAACAAUUCAGACUCGCAAGUGAGUUGCUGAGAUUUGUUGAGCAGGGAUGGGGAUGCAUCUCAUUUGUGUGACUUAUAAUGCCAUCAUCCAUAUUGACAGGAUCUCUAUAGCCUAUAAGGGGAGAUAGAUGAUGCUUGUAGAGACGUGGUGUUUGUGGAUGUGAGUGACAUGUUCCAGCACGCUGCUGGUUGGGUCUCAGGUGUUCUUUCGUUUGAGACUCCUCCCCUGCCGAGAGUGCCAACAUGACCGCCGCCGGCCACCUGGGCGCCGGCUCGCUGUGUGCCAUCUGUGGCGACCGAGCGACGGGCAAACACUACGGAGCGUCCAGCUGCGACGGCUGCAAGGGCUUCUUCCGACGCAGCGUACGCAAGAACCACAUGUACUCCUGCAGGUUCAGCCGCCAGUGCAUCGUGGACAAGGACAAGAGGAACCAGUGCCGGUACUGCCGCCUCAAGAAAUGCUUCAGGGCCGGCAUGAAGAAGGAAGCUGUACAGAACGAAAGAGACAGAAUCAGCACGAGAAGGUCCAGUUAUGAGGACAACAGUCUACCGUCCAUCAAUGCGCUCAUCCAGGCAGAUGUCCUGUCCAGACAGGUGUUGAAAUCUUUGCAGAUCUCGUCACCGGGGCCCAUUCUAAAUGGCGACAUCAGGACAAAGAAAAUAGCAGUAAUCACAGAUGUGUGUGAGUCUAUGAAGCAGCAGCUACUGGUACUGGUGGAGUGGGCCAAAUACAUCCCCUCCUUCUGCGACCUGCCACUGGAUGACCAGGUAGCCCUUUUGCGAGCUCACGCCGGAGAACAUCUCCUCUUAGGUGUCGCUAAGCGCUCAAUACUGUACAAAGACCUGCUCCUAUUAGGAAAUGAUCACAUAAUCCCACGGAAUUGUCCGGAGUUGGAAGUGAGUCGUGUGGCUGUGAGAAUUCUGGAUGAACUGGUCUUGCCUUUCCAAGAACUCCAGAUAGAUGAUAACGAAUAUGCUUGCCUAAAAGCUAUUGUAUUCUUCGACCCAGAUGCAAAGGGCCUGAGUGACCCGGGCAAGAUCAAGCGCAUGCGCUACCAGGUACAGGUGAGCCUGGAGGACUACAUCAACGACCGGCAAUACGACUCCAGAGGGCGCUUCGGCGAGCUGCUGCUGCUGCUGCCCACUCUGCAGAGCAUCACCUGGCAGAUGAUCGAGCAGAUCCAGUUCGUCAAGCUCUUCGGCAUGGCCAAGAUCGACAACCUGCUGCAGGAGAUGCUGCUGGGAGGCUCUGCGAACGAGGCUCCCCACGCCCCCCACUCUCUGCACCCUCAUCUGGUGCAGGAGCACCUCAGCAACAACGUCAUUGUCACCACUAACAUGGCCACUCCAAUCCACAACGGCCAGAUCUCCACUCCGGAAACUCCAAUACCCUCGCCCCCAGCAACAUCUGGCUCCGAACACUACAAAUUGGCUCAGGGUGUCAUAGCAACGGUGCCCAAGCCACCCAGCUCAAUCCCUCAGCCCACCAUCACUAAGCAAGAAGCUAUUUAGCUUGCACCUUAACACAGACAGAACACAUAUGGUUGUCCACCUCAGAAAUUUGUAACAUAUUUGUUUUCUUUACUCCUGUUGUCGGGGAUAGCUCUAACAUGAUAAUGUUGUGAAAUAUUCAAGAACAUAUCUUUUGUGUGUGAAUUUUAUGGACUUUGAGGGGGAAACAAAACUCCCAAACAAUCGCACACAUAAGAACACACACACACACACACACACACACACACACACACACACACACACACACACACACACACACACACACACACACACACACACACACACACACACACACACAUUAACUGUAAGAUGCCUUAGGAAAAAAUGGAUUAUGUGUAAUUAUACUAAGUACAUGAAUGUUACAGUCAUCAGGCCAUUAGAGAAGCUGGGUACUGUAUAGUAUUUAAGUGAGUCAAACCUAGAAUCUAUCUAAUUCAGGCCAGUAACAUGGAAUAUACAACAGUUUCUUGUGAGAAUUCAUCUUGCCUGAAGCUUUGUGACAGCUUGUGUUGCCUUUCCGAUUUAACUGCAGUUUUCAUGCAUGUCUGUUUGUUUGUUUUUUCGGAUGUCAAUAUAAACACACAAUGCAUUUUGUAUAACAGUCUUCUCCAAGCAUUAUAUUAGGCAAAUGUAAAUAUCAUGUAUAUUAAGUGGAUUGGUUCACAGACAUUAGAGCACUUUGUGAUGAGCAGAGGCUCCCUGUGAGAUCAUCUGACAACUGAAGAAGUCCCUUCAUUUUCACUUUUCAGAAAUGUCAGAUAAAAGUUGUUUGUUCUGUAGAUGUGUAGACAUAUUCUGUUGGCUGUCAGAUACUGUACUGACGGGUGCAAUGUUAAUUACUUUUGCAAACUGUAAAACCUCUGGAAAAGUGCCUCUGGAAACCACACUGCCCUCCCAUACACGGGCUACCCCUGACCUUGAAAUGUGAAAUGAAAAUUAAAAUGUCAAGGUUUUAUUUUUACACAAA
Molecule: messenger RNA, 2591 nt
Organism: Sardina pilchardus (European sardine)
Lineage: Eukaryota; Metazoa; Chordata; Actinopteri; Clupeiformes; Clupeidae
Gene: hnf4a
Product: hepatocyte nuclear factor 4, alpha
Exons: 10
Coding region: 356-1624 (422 amino acids)
Biological process (GO): cell differentiation; positive regulation of transcription by RNA polymerase II; anatomical structure development
Molecular function (GO): nuclear receptor activity; RNA polymerase II cis-regulatory region sequence-specific DNA binding; zinc ion binding
Source: RefSeq, a predicted model, not a curated record